Molecule: messenger RNA, 3565 nt
Organism: Astrephomene gubernaculifera
Lineage: Eukaryota; Viridiplantae; Chlorophyta; Chlorophyceae; Chlamydomonadales; Astrephomenaceae
Source: the annotation of a GenBank genome assembly
GUGACAUCGAAGACCAAAUUUAGUACGAAGUUCUACAUUAAGGCCUAGUACAUUUAUGCGCUUGCGUGUCUAUACUGGGCUUUCCAAGUCCCACGCGCUCAACGAUUCUUCUUCAGGCUUUUCUGUCUGGCAAAGUAUCUAGAUUCAUAAUUGAUACGCUUUAGAAUGCGGUCCUAAAGAAUUUCCAAUAGUGACAGCAACGAAGACGAAAGCUGCAAGCAUCGCAAGUACCUUGGUUAAAAGCACUCAAUACUACAACGAUGGCGCCUACAUAGGAAACUAGCACUUCCUGGGGAGCCGCGGCCCAGGCUGCGGUUCUCCAUACUCGGGUACAUGCAAUGGAUAAAGUUGUCGCACACGCAACACCAGCUCAACUGCGGCAACUGGAGUUGCAGCAGGAGGAGAUAGAAUGUAACGCGGCCAAGAUACAAGGCUUUUUUCACUACUUGAACUUUUGCGAUUCUGCGGCCUUCGAGAGGUGUUUGGGCCGCUCGGGGAAGAGCCCUGAGUGCCUGUCACGUGCGCCUGAUGGAGGCCCCACGCCCCGCAAGUUUGCGUCCAUCACAACCGUCAGCCAGAACCGGAAGAUACGGCAGAUGGAGGUGUCGCGGCCAGUCAUGCUCCUGGCGCAGCGCAAGGACCUUGCGCUGUUGACUGCCGAGGAGACCAUGGAACGGCUCAAAGAAGUGUUUGUGGCGUACACGGACCCCAUGCUCCACGCUCAGACGGGUCGACGUGAAAUGAGCAUCGUGGGCUUCUGUCGCCUCAUGCGUGACUGCCGGCUGCUAGACAACCGGCUCACGCUGGUGGCUGCCGAUGUCAUCUUUACCCGGGUGGAUGCGCACGUGGAGGGCGGCUCUUGCGACAUGGGCCUUGGGGUCAUGCACGUGGACUUUGACGGCUUCAUGCGCUGUCUGCGGGCCGUGGUGCGCGCCAAGUUCCCCAAGGCCCAUGACCACGAUGACGCGCUGAUGCUGCUUGCGCGGAAGUGGCUGUUGCCCUUUGCGCGGGACGCGGGCGCCGGCGGAGGGCUGAGCAACUCGGUGGAUGGCUUGUUCAGCCGCAGUACCAUGAACCUCGUACGGAAAUACGACGGUCAGCUGAAGAAGUUAUUCGCAUGGUACAGCAGCAUCGAGGAGACCGACCCUGCACGCGUCACAUGGGCAUGGGCUCGCGACCACAGCGGCACCAUCAACGGCAGCCAGUUUGUGCUGAUGCUGCUGAACUUUAACGUGCUGCCGGUGCUGCUCUCCAAGAACACGGCGCACGAGGUAUUUGUGCGCUGCGAGGCGGAGAACGACGGCGAUGAGCUGCCCAACUGCAUGUUCUAUCCCGCCUUUCUGGAGACGCUGGCAGAGGUGGCGCUGGAGGUGGGCAAGGAUGUUAUACAGCACCUGCGUGCUGCGACCUCGCCCGACGAUCUGAAGCUGCUCGGGCGCUACGCCGAGUGCUGUCCGCCGCCGUUUGGACCCAAGGUGCUGCAGGUGUACCAGGAGGUGCUGGCGAGCCGCGGCCGGGACGCCUCAUCGCUGGACCAGCACAGCCUGUACGACGCCGAGGGUGUCCGGCGCAGGAACGAGCGGCAAGCGGCUGCGGCGCUGCAGCGGGAAGCGGAGGCGCAGGCCAGCGGCGUGGUACAGAGGCGUGAGGGGCUCCGGCAGCGCUUUGCUUUGACGAGGCUUCGCAACUUCUACCGUGACGUUCGCACGACCAACAACAACACCACUUGGCCACCUGAGCGUGACGUCUCACCGACCAGUCACCGCAACGGUGGUACCGGCAACGGUGACGAUGGCGAGAUCCAUGUGGCAUUCUACGACAGCGAACGAGCCAUCAAGACGCCCAGGCCCGUGUGGAUCCCCGUGGGCAACGCCGUGGCGCGCCGCCACAGCCACGUCAUCCCCGUGGAGAUGCCGAUGCAGUCCGGUCCGGCUGCCGGCAUCGUGCUGGGGCCCGCUGGCAGCAAUGUCCUGCUGGUGGAUGCGCCGGCAAGCGCUGGUGGUGGCAAACUGUCCAUCCUCAUCCCGCCCAGCAGUCAUGCCCGAGUGACGGGUGGCCCACAUAGCGGCUUUUUGCCAGUAUCUCCGGGUGCCUAUGUCCGCUCUCCCAAGCCAUGCCAGCUCGCGAUUGAAGACCGCGACGAGGCCGAGAAGAUCCUCCAUCUUGCGGACCGGCUGCCGUACCUUUGCACGCCGCCAAGCCUAUCGGCUCGCGAACGGUCGGAGGGAUCAGGCUCGCCUCGGCAGCAGUACGGCAAGCCGCGUGCCGUCACGGCACCGGCAGAAGUGCAGCGUAAGCGGGAUAACGACAACAGCGGACCGAGCGUGGAUUGCGCGCAGCCCCCGGAGCAGGGUGCAGCAGGCCUGGGUGGUGGUGGCAAGCAAGGGCGGCGCAGGGGCCCUAGUGCAGAGGGCUCUCCAGGAGACAUGCCCUCACGGCCACGCCUGCCGCCCGUGCAGCAUCAGCCGCACCGGGCGCAGGCCACUGCCGCCGCCCUGGCGAGUAUCGCGGGGCAGUCUCCCCCGCCCCCCACGUGCGCCCACUGCCAGCCCGUGCACUUACCGCCUGCUUCGAUUGGCGCACCGCUGCGCUCGCUGCCCUCCGGUUCCCUGGCUCCUUUGCACCCGCACCUGACGUUGGGGCCAUCUCCAUCUCAGAUCAGUAUCCUGGGCGUGCUGGGCUCCAGCCCCAGCAACUCGCAACGGCUAAGUCCACCCACAUCCCUGCGUCGCCGCCAGAACUAUCGCCGGAAGGCUGACAUUGGGGGCUUGCCGACUUUCACAGACCCUGCGGAUCUUGGACCCAGCAUUGAGGUCACAGCGGCGCUAGAGGAGCUAGACCGGUUCGACGGCUCGUCAUUGUUCGCAACGACAGGCUCGGGUCCUGGCCCCAGGGUGCGGCCUUGGCGGCGCGGGCUCUCCUUGCAUGCUUAGAAGCGGGGUUGCAUGGGCCUUUUACCUCUUGACUAGAUCUGGACUGCAAGCAUAGACAGUACAUUUCGCUGUGUUGGCGGGGGCGUUACGGUGGCUCGUUUGGCUGCACUUCCCUGCUCCCGGCGCUGAGUAUUGUUGCACAUGUGACAUGACCAUGUUCAUGCAGUGGCUGUGAUUGGCCACAGACUAGGACUCCCUACAUGUCGAAUAUUGAUGCAUAUCCAAGACUCUAUCCAUGCAUAUGUAGUUGUGAGCGGUGUACAGAGAUAGGGGCGAGAUCCUCCGUAUCCUAGGGGCGGCUAGCGCUAGCUUGGUGAGCAUGGUCAGUAACCUUGUAUUCCUGUUUGAGGGUCAAUGCAUGUAUUUAUGCGGUGUUUGCCGCUGAGCAAGUAAUGUCGCUAUGCAUGCGGUUUAGGUUUGUCGGCUGUUUGCUGAAUAGCAGUAGUAUAGCGCGGUACACACGGGUACCAUUCAUUUCUAUUUGGUCAGGCAUCGGCUAAGCACAUACGUGACCCUAUCCUAUCUGGUGAUAGGUUACUGUGGAAGUUUGCUGCGACGUAUGGUGCAACUAUUCUUUGCACAUGUCUCAUUACGGAAGACAGUGUUGCCGAACCUUGUAAGUAUGCAAGUCG